GCGGCAGCGCGCGGGAAGCUGCGGUGCUCGUCCGGCGCGCGGCUCCAGGACCGGCGGCGGCGAAGAUGGAGUUCUCCAGCCGGAAUCGAACGAAGCAGGCGCGGCUGGCUGGGGACCGUCGGGAUCUGUACCCCCACAGCUUGCAGUUCUACCUGGAGCCUCCCGUGGAAAGUAUCUCUCUGGUGGAGUUUGAGAACUUUGCUGUCGACCGCCUGAGGCUGCUCAAAGUAGUUGAAAGCCUUGGUGUGAGCUGUCUAAGAGGCAGUGAGCCAUACAACACUAAGCUGGAGUCUGAGCUCCGGAAGCUUAAAUUUCCCUACAGAGCUUUGGCUGAGGAUGAUUAUGAGGCAAGAAGAAAAGACCAUAUCUCUCAUUUCAUACUACGCCUUGCUUACUGUCAGUCUGAGGAUCUCAGGCGUUGGUUUCUUCAACAAGAAAUGGAUCUCUUGCGAUACCGCUUCCAUCAACUGACUGACAAUUUAAGACAGAAGUUCUUGGAACAUGUUAACUUAUCAUUUGAAGCUAUUAGUGAAGACCUGAAAAAUGAAUUGGAAAAUGAGCUACAUACAUCAACCCCUGGCUUCACUAUGACUAAAGUAAAAGAACAAAUGUUCUAUAAGGUUGGACUUGCAGAUGCUGUGGAUCUAUUCAGAGCCAGAAGAGUGUUUAUUAAAGAUGGUUUUGCAUUUGUGCCACUUAAAGACAUCGAUUCAAUUGUUUUAAAUAACUACAGAACAAAGUUAUCUAAAGCACUGGCACUGACAGCACGAUCACUGCCUUCCAUACAGUCUGACGAGAGACUACAACCUCUGCUUAAUCAUCUCAGCCAUUCUUAUGUUGGCCCAGAUUACAGUGUGCAGAAGAACACUGGAAAAAUUUCUCUAGAACAGAUAGAUGCUCUUUCUGUGAAGUCAUUCCCGCUGUGCAUGCGCCAGCUGCACAAAGCCUUGCGUGACAGCCAUCAUCUCCGUCAUGGAGGCCGUAUGCAGUACGGGCUGUUCCUAAAAGGUAUCGGGCUCACUCUGGAACAGGCACUGGAAUUUUGGAAGAAAGAGUUUAUCAGAGGAAAAGUGGAUGCAGACAAGUUUGACAAAGGAUAUGCUUACAGUAUCCGCCACAACUAUGGAAAGGAAGGAAAGCGAGUUGAUUAUACCCCAUACAGCUGCAUGAAGAUCAUCAUGUCCAAUCCACCAAGUCAAGGGGAUUAUCAUGGGUGCCCAUUCCGCCACAGUGAUCCUGAGCUAUUGAAGCAGAAGCUGCAGUCAUCCAAGAUCCCUCCCAGUGGAAUAACUCAGAUCUUAGAAUUGGUAAAGGGUAUGCAUUACCAGCUGGCCUGUCAGAAGUACUUUGAGUUGACACAUGAUGUUGAUGACAUUGGAUUUUCUUUGAAUCAUCCUAAUCAGUAUUUUACAGAAAGUCAAAAGCUAUUAAAUGGUGGUAGAGAACUGAAGAAGGAACUAAGUAAUUCAUCAAACUCUCAACAAAGAAGUAAUAGUCAGGAAAGCAUGAAUCCAAAUUCUGCUCCCUCCUCUUCAAAUACAACAGCUGAUGCAGAACUGGAAGAACUGGAGGCAUACUUCACUGAAGACUAAGCAGCUGUGUUAUUCAGUUUUGAUUAUUUGAGGUUUUUUCUUUUUUUCAUUUUUUUUUCCUUUCUCUAGCUGAAUUUGUCCCUCUGCUAAGGAAUAUGCACUUCACUACCUGGAAGACACAGGCAUUUAGUGCUUUGAAAAGGCUGAAGAAAAGCUAGAAGCUGCAUCCCAUACUUACUCAUGCUGCUUUAUAAUACUGUUUUCUAUGGCAUGCUGAAGGGUGGGAGAUUGAAGUUCCUUCCCAAUUCUUAGGUGAUUUUUGUCUGACUUGGUUUUUUGCUUUUCUUCAAAAUGUUUAACUAUUUUAAUCUUACUU
This is a messenger RNA of Colius striatus (speckled mousebird), 1908 nucleotides long. RefSeq names its product DNA primase subunit 2 (gene PRIM2). Gene Ontology annotation, cellular component: alpha DNA polymerase:primase complex. The record is from RefSeq and is a predicted model, not a curated record. Gene Ontology annotation, biological process: DNA replication, synthesis of primer. Lineage: Eukaryota; Metazoa; Chordata; Aves; Coliiformes; Coliidae. The transcript has 14 exons. Bases 66 to 1592 code for a protein of 508 amino acids.